Messenger RNA from Drosophila grimshawi, 1020 nucleotides. It is a transcript of the gene BCAS2, whose product is annotated as pre-mRNA-splicing factor SPF27. Gene Ontology annotation, biological process: mRNA processing. NCBI's taxonomy places the organism in Eukaryota, Metazoa, Arthropoda, Insecta, Diptera, Drosophilidae. The record is from RefSeq and is a predicted model, not a curated record. Bases 63 to 935 code for a protein of 290 amino acids. Gene Ontology annotation, cellular component: precatalytic spliceosome; Prp19 complex; catalytic step 2 spliceosome. The transcript is spliced from 2 exons.
ACUACACACGAAACUAUAAACAAUUUCAUCUUCCACAUAAAAUCAAAUAAUAUCUAAAUCAAAUGGCCGAUGAAGUUAUUGUAGAUGCAUUACCAUAUAUCGAUCAAGGAUAUGACGACGUGGGCGUCAGAGAAUCGGCGCUCGCAAUGGUCGAGGAGGAAUGUCGACGCUAUCGGCCCACCAAGAAUUAUCUGGACCACCUGCCCCUACCGGCGAGUUCGCCAUUCGAGACGCCGCUAAUGAUCAAUGAAUUUGAGCGAAUACAAAACCGUCUGCCCAUGGAAACGCUAUCCAUGAAGCGUUACGAAUUGCCACCGCCACCAUCGGGCAAACUGUCCGAGGUGUCCGCUUGGCAGGAGUCCAUUGAAAAUUCGAUGGCACAGUUGGAGCAUCAGUGGGUACGUUCGUUAAAUCUUGAACUGAUGCUGGACUAUGGCACCGAAGCGUGGAAAUCCUACCUGGAGGUGAUUACAGCUAUGCAAGCCAAAGCGCAGAUCCAGCUGCAGCAGCUGAAAAAAGACAUGCAGGAUGUGAAUUGGCAGCGCAAACAGGCGCAGACACAAGCUGGCGAGAAGCUCCGUGCCCUCGAGGCACACUGGGUGCUGCUCGUGUCCAAGAACUACGAGAUCGAAAACGAGUGCGUCGAGCUUGAGAAAGUUGUGCAAGCAGCACGCGAUCAACUGGAGCAACUGGUGCCGCCAGUCGAAGAGCAGCAGCUGUCGCCACAGACUGAGCAUACAAACGGACAUUCUGCACAGACGGACAGUAAUGGUUCCAAUAGCAAUGAAAGCCAGAACAAUGAGGCUGAGGAGAACAACAGCGAUGGCGAUGACGAUAAUGAUGAUGAUGACAUGAACAACAGGAAUGGGGACAACAAUGUGGUGAGCGAUAGUGCUGCUGUCCAAGAUGAGGAGGAAUCCACGAAUGAUUCAUAGGUGUUGCUGUAGGUUCUUCUUUAUUAUUAUUAUUAUAAUUAUAAUUUGUACAAUUCGAAAUACAUAUAUUGAGUCGUAUAACAAG